Messenger RNA from Lethenteron reissneri (Far Eastern brook lamprey), 2537 nucleotides. Its product is annotated as aerolysin-like protein. Gene Ontology annotation, molecular function: protein binding. The record is from RefSeq and is a predicted model, not a curated record. Lineage: Eukaryota; Metazoa; Chordata; Hyperoartia; Petromyzontiformes; Petromyzontidae.
CCCACUCACCCACUAACUCGAUCACUCACCCACCCACUCACUAACCCACCCAUUAACUCAAUCAAUCAUGAACUCACCCACCCACCUACUAACCCACUCACUGACCCAUUCACUCACUAACCCACUCACUCACCAACGCACCCACUAACCCACUCGCCCACCCACCCAACCACUCACUAACCCACCAACCAACUCUUUCGUCCAACCACCCCCCCCUCCUAACGUCACCUGUGGCGGAUAUGUAAAGGAAGUGAAAGAGGGAACCAGAAUUGUACCGUGUGAUGUCACGAAACCGCGGAAAGAAAACAAACAAACAUACUCUUUGGUUCUUUCGGUAAAUUCACGUAGGAAGAAAUCAGCAGUUGUCCUGCUGUAUCGGUUCCGCCGGAUGACGAUCGCUUCUGUUGCGAUCGAAACGUCGUGAUUUAUUUUAUUUCUACCUACGUGACUUUACCGAAAGAACCAAAGCGUAUGGAUUCCUGUGGUCACGAAAGCUUCAAAUCAAGAUAGAAAAAAAACAACCCAAGUUCGAAAAGUGUCCACUGAAGUUUCGUUGCCUGCCUAGCAGCGCCAAUCGGAGGCGGCUCCAACUCACGACAACAGAGCGGUGAAUCACGCUCACUCGCUCGUACCAAGGGACGAAAUUAACCAGCCGUACCACGCAAGAGGGCGAACUCCAUACGGCACAGGGGAAGAGAUUUCGGCAAAAAGAAAGCCGCGAGCCCUCUCUGAUCAUGGUGCCUAUGGCGGUGGCGGUCGUGGUGGCAAUGGUGGCGGUUGCGGUGCUAUCGGCUGCUACAGCAACUGUGUCGAUGAUGCAGACAUCCAAAGCCGGCGAGUGCCCUCAUGGAUUCUACCGGGCAGCAAGUGGUGACAUUUGCUGUCAGCAGUGCGAAGCAGGGGAGUAUUUAAUAUCGGACUGCACAGCUGAACAGGGACACUCCGGCUGUCAAAUCUGCGAUGGUGGCUAUUAUACGGAGUAUCCAAACAGCUCACCAAAAUGCAUGGAGUGCUCACCUUGUGAGUCUGAUGAGGAAGAGGAGCGGCAAUGCAACACAACCACAAACAGACGGUGCAGAUGCAAACCCGGCUACCAUAAGCCUGGCGGCGAGGCGUUCUGCAGGGAAGAUUCUGUUCCCUCUGCGACAGGAGGAGGCAAGACAGCGGUCAUUGCGGUGGCCGUGGUUCUGCUGCUUCUGUUUGGCGCUGCUGUUGCUGCUGCGUUCAUUUACAGGACGAAGGGGGGGAAAUUUCCAUGCGACGGGGAGCCUGGUAACCCUGAUCAUCCCAGAUCGACUGCAUCGCCUCUUCUUACGAAGAAUAAACAAAACCCUGAGGCUGUACCUUCCACAGACGGGGAGCCGGGUAACUUUGAUGUCCCAGACUUGACUGCAUCGCGUCAAGAUGAACAGCAAAUAACAGUGUCUGGACCAUCCACAGGUCAAGAUCCAAUCAACUUAGAAUUAAAUGAAGACAACCGGGCCAUUCCUCAGGAAGAGCAGGUUGACACCAUGGUGUCCCCGUAUACGCUGAAGAUGAUUGGCGGCCAAGGUGGAAACGAGUUCUCGUUUAACUGGCAGGAGAAUGUGGCCACGCUGCAGAAGCUCUCCGUGAGCGUUGGAGGCUGCCAGGUGAGGGGCGUCGAGGUGUGGCUGACGGACAGGCGCAGGAAGACAUUCGGCACCGUGAACUCCUCCGCUGAGGGGUUCGAAUUCAAGUCGGGCGAGUUCAUCACGAGCCUCUCGCUGUGGGGCAACGGGGAUGGCACGCACCUGGGCGCCAUCAAGUUCAGAACGAGCCACAGCCGCGAGUUCUUUGCCAAGAUAAUGGAUUUGGAGCUCAAGAACGAGUACAAGAUCGACGUGGGCUCUGGCAUCUGCUUGGGUGUUCAGGGCCGAGCGGGGUCCGACAUCGACUCCAUGGGCUUCCUCUUCAUCAAUGCCAUAAAGUCGUCGGUGAUCCAUGAAAUGAAGUACCCGACUAUGCACCAGGUUCUGCCCAACGUGCAGACGGAGGAGAUUAAUGAAAUGCAGUACAAGAACGACACCAGCGUCGAUCAGUCCUACACCUUCGAGAGCUCUAAGAGAAUCACCAAAACAUCAUCCUGGUCCACCACCAACAACAUCGAGUUCACCUUCAGCCUGAUGGUGAAAGCCGGUAUCCCCAAGAUCGUGGAGGUGGGGAGCGAUAUCAGCUUCACUGUUGGAUGUGAAAGGACGUGCAAGGUGGAGGAGUCUGAGGAGAAGACUGAAAUGCUCACGUUCCCAGUCUCUGUUCCGCCCCACAAGACCAUCAACGUGGUCGCCAACAUCGGGCACGUCAAAGUCGACCUUCCGUACACGGCCCUGCUGCGCAUCACCUGCGUGAAUGGCGCAAUCCUUGAUGCUCCCCUGAACGGCGUCUACAAGGGGCUCACUUACACCAAGAUGGCGGCCGUCGCUUCUGAGUGCUAGAGCGGCGUUUCAAAGCAUCUUUUUUUGGUGAUGUUUAUGAAGUGUUUUAAAGGAAUUUUUUUUUGGCUGUGUAAAAGUAACCAA